This is a messenger RNA of Suillus subaureus, 3045 nucleotides long. RefSeq names its product CHAT domain-containing protein. NCBI's taxonomy places the organism in Eukaryota, Fungi, Basidiomycota, Agaricomycetes, Boletales, Suillaceae. The transcript has 3 exons. The record is from RefSeq and is a predicted model, not a curated record. The coding region runs from base 1 to 3045 and encodes 1014 amino acids. Gene Ontology annotation, molecular function: protein binding.
AUGGAGGAACACGGCCCAGUGCGCAGAAGAUUAAGGAUUGAAAGGAGGAACCGAAUGAUUUGUGUUUGGCAAAGUGUGGUCUUCGGUGUUCUAGUGCGUUUCAGCUCUCUAAAGACCCUUCACACUGAGAUGGUGGAGCUGUCAUCUUUCCUUGCCAAUCCAGCAAACGAUGUGGAGAGCUAUCGGGUUGCGCUAGAGCUCUCCUCCUCGUCUGAUUCUAAUCGAUCCAAGAUUCUCAACAAUCUUGCCAUGUGCCUUCAAAACAGAUUCAAGCAGCGUGGCAUCAUAUCUGACCUUGAUGAGGCCAUCGAGCUCCAUCGGGCUGCGCUAGAGCUCUCCCCCCCGUCUCAUUCUAAUCGAUCCAUGUUUCUCAACAACCUUGCCAUGUGCCUUCAAAACAGAUUCGAGCAGCGUGGCAUCAUGUCUGACCUUGAUGAGGCCAUCGAGCUCCAUCGGGCUGCGCUAGAGCUCUCCUCCCCGUCUCAUUCUAAUCGAUCCUCGUUUCUCAACAAUCUUGCUGUAUGCCUUCAACACAGAUUCGAGCAGCGUGGCAUCAUAUCUGACCUUGAUGAGGCUAUCGAGCUCCAUCGGGCUGCGCUAGAGCUCUCCCCGUCUGAUUCUAAUCGAUCCAGGUUUCUCAACAAUCUUGCUAUGUGCCUUCAAAACAGAUUCAAGCAGCGUGGCAUCAUGUCUGACCUUGAUGAGGCCAUCGAGCUCCAUCGGGCUGCGCUAGAGCUCUCCCCGUCUGAUUCUAAUCGAUCCAGGUUUCUCAACAAUCUUGCUAUGUGCCUUCAACACAGAUUCGAGCAGCGUGGCAUCAUGUCUGACCUUGAUGAGGCCAUUGAGCUCUAUCGGGCUGCGCUAGAGCUCUCCUCCCCGUCUCAUUCUAAUCGAUCCAUAUUUCUCAACAAUCUUGCUACCUGCCUUCAAAACGGAUUCGAGCAGCGUGGCAUCAUGUCUGACCUUGACGAGGCCAUUGAGCUCCAUCGGGCUGCGCUAGAGCUCUCUCCCCCGUCUCAUUCUAAUCGAUCCUUGUUUCUCAACAGUCUUGCUGGCAGCCUUCGAGGCAGAUUUGAGCAGCGUGGCAUCAUGUCUGACCUUGAUGAGGCCAUCGAGCUCUAUCGGGCUGCGCUAGAGCUCUCCUCCCCGUCUCAUUCUAAUCGAUUCAUAUUUCUCAGCAGUCUUGCUACGUGCUUUCAAAACAGAUUCAAGCGGCGUGGCAUCAUGUCUGACCUUGAUGAGGCCAUUGAGCUCCAUCGGGCUGCGCUAGAGCUCUCCCCCCCGUCUCAUUCUAAACGAUCCUUGUUUCUCAACAAUUUUGCUACCUGCCUUCAAAACAGAUUCAAGCAGCGUGGCAUCAUGUCUGACCUUGAUGAGGCCAUUGAGCUCCAUCGGGCUGCGCUAGAGCUCUCCCCCCCGCGGGGCGUCCACCCUGACCUUGAUGAAGCAUUUAGCUUAUAUUUGGGACUCUCCCACCUCUUACAUGCAGCAUCUCGCACAGAUCUUCGAGCUGCCAAGUCAUGGGCGGUCUCCGCCCACAUUCACAACCACAGUUCUGCAUUGCUCGCCUAUAAGACUGCACUCAAAUUCCUAGAUCGGCGAGUUGCUCUCUUGUCGUCUUCUUCCCAUCAUUUCAACGUCAUCAGGGAGGCUGUUUCUUCCCUUGCCACAGAUGCUUUUUUAUGCAGCGUUCGUCAUGGUGCCCUGACGACUGCGGUGGAGCUGGUGGAGCAAGGUCGUGCAGUAUUCUGGACCCAGUUGGCACGUUUCAGCACACCACUCGAUGAACUUUCUGUUUCGGGUGAUAACGGUCCGACCUUGGCAGCAGAAUUCAAACGGUUGAGCUUUCGCUUUCGUAACGCAUUCGAUCAGUCUACUGAAGACAAGUCUCCGCAAAUACGGCAACUUACCAUGGAAUGGGAUGACGUCGUCUCACGCAUUCGCAUGCUUCAUGGCUUUUCGCGUUUUCUUCUACCUCCCCUGUUCCCCGACCUACGGAAAGCGGCAGAAGAUGGUCCAGUCAUUAUUCUGAAUGCAAGCCAAUAUGGCUGUGAUGCCUUGAUUAUCCAUAGUACGGAAGAUCCUGUCCAUGUUUCGCUUGACACUACACAAGCCGAAUUGUCCGAGUUCUCCUCCGAGUUCCAGUCACUCACAGAGCAGUUUGGUUCUUGUGAUCGUCAACACAAACUCGUCAGCAUCCUCCGCAAGCUUUGGAAUGAUAUCGUUGACCCCGUGAUCCAAGCUCUUAGGGAGUCGAACAUUCGCCCUGGCUCGCGCAUCUGGUGGUGUCCCACUGCCGAGUUCACACUGCUUCCUCUACAUGCAGCAGGACCGUACGAGAAGCACAAAGACAAUCUGUCUCACAUUUACAUCUCCUCUUAUACUCCCACUUUGGCGACCCUCAUUCGUGCAAGACGGCAGGUUUCUCCGGAUGUGUCCCCGCAACAUUUUGUCGCCAUUGGUCAAGCAAACCCGGACAAAGGGAGGGAGCUCAAAUGUAUCUCUCCAGAGCUAGCUGCCGUGGCUAAACGUCUCCAGCCUGUCGUGUUGUCCUUCACAUCGCUUGAGGACAGCGACGCAACAGUGCAGGGUGCACUCGAUGCACUAAACCAUAAUCAGUGGCUUCAUCUCGCCUGCCAUGGAGUGCCAAAUCGGACACAACCCUUUGAGUCUUCCUUUGCCAUGCGUGAUGGGCCUUUAAUGAUCAGGGACAUCAUCCGAUCCAACUGGCAGAACCCGGAGUUUGCAUUCUUAUCGGCCUGCCACACUACCGUGGGCGAUGAGAAGAGUCCCGACGAGUCGAUCCAUCUUGCUGCGGCUAUGCAAUUCAGCGGAUUUCGCAGUGUCAUUGGUUCCAUGUGGUCUGUUGACGACAAGGUUGCACGCCGGGUCGUGUCUGCUUUUUACCGCAACCUCAUUCAAGUCAAUGGUUCGGGGAGAUUAGACUGCACGCACGCUGCAGUAGCGCUGCACAAGGCUUUGAGGUCGUUGGGCAACAAGAUUCCGUUAGAACAGCAGAUUGUAUUUGUCCACAUAGGCGUGUAG